Owenia fusiformis is the source of this 2788-nucleotide messenger RNA. Lineage: Eukaryota; Metazoa; Annelida; Polychaeta; Sabellida; Oweniidae. The record is from the annotation of a GenBank genome assembly.
CAAGGAGGGAGGCUAAUGGCGGAUGUUUUGAAACCAGAACAUGAUUUUCGAAAGUUUUGGUGAAUUUUACCUAUUUCAGUACAGUUCUUGGAGAACAUAUUUGUCAAAUAAUGAACUUAAUUGCUCAUCACAUAUGCAAACCGAGAAUAUCACUAUAGGAUAUCUUAAAUAUUUGCCAAAAUGAGAAGAAGUAUGGCCCCUAGUCAGAUGGGGAAGAGAAAGCUGACUGAUCCUGAAUGGACACCAAACUGCCAAAAAGCCAAGAAGCCAGUGGAUGAUGAAGUACCAUUAUCAAGUCAGUACAUGUCACCAUUUAGAAAGCCCUUGUCAGCUGUAAUCAAUAGACCUAGUACACCAGAUCAUGGAUCCCAUGAAGCAUUAAUCAAAAAGAUAUUGUCCAGGCCAUUUAAGGUUCCCAUACCCAAUUAUAAAGGACAGUUGGGUAGCAGAGCUUUAGGUCUAAGGAAACAAGGAGUAAGGAAGGCUCUGCAUGACCCAUUUGAAGAAGGUGCCUUAGUCCUGUAUACUCCCCCUGAGCUCAAGGCCCAUGACCAGUUGAAAGUUGACCUGGAAAAGCAGCCAGUACAUGUAGUUGUGGACCCAAUCUUGUCUCGUGUGCUAAGACCUCAUCAGCGAGAGGGGGUGAAGUUCAUGUACGAUUGUGUCACAGGCCUGCAGAUUGAGAAUAAUUUUGGCUGCAUCAUGGCUGAUGAAAUGGGGCUUGGUAAAACUUUACAAUGUAUUACUCUUUUAUGGACUUUACUGAAACAAAGUCCAGAGUGUAAACCUCUGAUAGAAAAAGCCAUUGUAGUGGCUCCUAGCAGUCUAGUCAAGAAUUGGUACAAUGAAAUAAGCAAGUGGUUAGGAAACAGAAUCUCAGUGCUGGCCAUUGACUCUGGAUCCAAGAGUGAAAUAGACAGAAAUUUAAGUAGCUUUAUGCAUCAGUCUGGCAGAAGAAUACCAAAUCCCAUUCUGAUCAUAUCAUAUGAAACAUUUCGCUUGCAUGCUAGUGUGUUACAUAAAGGCACAGUGGGGCUAGUCAUGUGCGAUGAGGGUCACAGACUGAAGAAUUCUGAGAACCAGACUUAUGCAGCUCUAACAGCAUUACAGACCAAACGUAGAAUACUGUUGUCUGGAACCCCUAUACAGAAUGAUCUGCUUGAGUACUUUAGUUUGAUACAUUUUGUCAACACAGGCAUCUUAGGUACAGCUAAUGAGUUCAAGAGAAAGUUUGAAGUUCCUAUAUUGAGGGGUAGAGAUGCAGGAGCCUCAGACAGUGAACACAAAAAGGGACAGGAGAAACUUUUGGAGUUAGCUGCAAUAGUAAACAAGUGUAUCAUCAGGAGAACCCAGGCUCUACUCACCAAGUAUCUACCUGUGAAAAUUGAACAGAUCGUGAACUGUAGAUUGACCCCCUUGCAAAGCACCCUCUAUAAACAGUAUGUGCAAUCUAAGGUGGCAGAGUUAGAAAUAAGGAGCAAUGGCAAAGUCACAGCAUCUUCUCUCUCUGCCAUUACACAACUGAAGAAACUGUGCAAUCAUCCAGAUCUGAUUUAUGAGAAGUGUGUUGAAGGCAGUGGUGGUUUUAAUGGGGGCUUAGACAUGUUCCCAACAAAGUAUGAUCCCAAGAAACUGCAACCUGAGCUUUCAGGUAAGUUCACAGUAUUAGACUUCAUCCUAGCCACUGUGAAGGCAACCACAGAUGACAAAGUUGUACUUGUGUCAAACUACACACAAACACUGGACUUAUUUGAAAAACUCUGCAGAUAUAGAGGGUACAUCUUUGUAAGGUUGGAUGGUUCAAUGUCAAUUAAGAAGAGAGCUAAAGUUGUAGAAAAGUUCAAUGAUCCCUGUUCCCCAGAGUUCAUUUUCAUGCUGAGUAGUAAGGCAGGUGGCUGUGGUUUGAAUCUGAUUGGUGCAAACAGACUUGUCAUGUUUGAUCCUGACUGGAACCCAGCCAAUGAUGAGCAAGCUAUGGCUAGAGUGUGGCGUGAUGGGCAGAAGAAGCAGUGCUACAUAUAUAGGCUUAUUGCUACUGGUACAAUAGAGGAAAAGAUUCUCCAGAGACAGGCUCACAAGAAGGCACUCAGUAGUUGUGUAGUGGACAAUGAAGAAGAUGUAGAGAGACACUUCACUCUGGGGGAUCUUAAAGAACUCUUCCAGCUACAUGAACAAACCAGCAGUGAUACACAUGAUAAGUUCAAAUGUCAGAGAUGUGUGAACAAUAUCCAAGUGCGGCCUCCGCCACCAGAUAGUGACUGUGCAAGUAAUCUAUCCCAUUGGAACCACAACACAGAUAAGAAAGGACUUGUGGAUGUGGUACUGAAAGGUGCAUGGGAAACAAAAGCUAUAUCAUUUGUGUUUCAUCACAGAUCUCACGAAAAGCAAAAACAAACAGCAUAAUCAUGUCUUCUUCAGCAAUUUUAAUGACAAGUGACCUUUUAUAGUGUGUGCAUUAAGCAGCUAUGGUGCUUACACAGGUGGUAUUGACCAGGCAGAUUUAAAGACAAGCUAUGUUACGACCAAGGUCCAAAUUACCCAGGACCAUUUAAUACAUGUAAAGGGAUGUUAUGACCAUAUUGUGGGGUAGAGGAAUAUGUGCAUGUUUCAAAGACCUCUUGUAACCAUUGAACAUUUCUGAACAAAGCGUGUAUUUAUCCUUCACUCCUCAAGUAGAGAAAAAUGACUUAUUCAAUUUUUUUUAUUUUUGAAAGUCUGCAAACACUGCAAAUAUUAAUGAUUCAAGGUGUGUAAUAGUGACUUAUAUGUAGCCACAUUUACUUUGGGC